Thrips palmi is the source of this 894-nucleotide messenger RNA. RefSeq lists its product as uncharacterized. The record is from RefSeq and is a predicted model, not a curated record. The coding region runs from base 1 to 894 and encodes 297 amino acids. The transcript is spliced from 5 exons. Lineage: Eukaryota; Metazoa; Arthropoda; Insecta; Thysanoptera; Thripidae.
AUGAGUGCCUUGCUGUCAGAUUCCGAACACUUUGCUCAGAGGAAAGCAGGAAAUCCUUCUGUUCUUCCUCUUUAUGCUGAGGGUUUUAUCAGCAAUUACAAGUCUCAUGUUGUCGUGGAAGACUCCAUGCUGGACGUGGUGCUCCACAAGAUGGACCAGUCCAACAGCCUGCUCCGCGAGCCCCAUUCAACAUUAUGGGGCUUGCUGAAGCCGUGGAUCGGGCUAGUUCACCUCGAUGCACGCUGCGCCGAACUUAUAACGCAGCUUGCUGUGCUUCCGGGCUACAGUGGCUUUGAUGAGGAGGAUUGCCUCCUGAAUUGCCCGAGAUGUUUUCGCCCAGCCGUGCUCUACCGGUGGAAGGGCACGGGCAAGCCCCGCGUCCGGCACCCGCAGACUAACGACUGGCUGUUCGACUGCUCCUGCUUUCAAUCCUACAACGUCGUCGCCUUUCGGGAGGACGCCGUGCUCAGGAUGCUCUUGGACGUUGUUGUCCCAGUCCCGUUUGGCGCCGUCAGGCGCACACUCCAGUUGUUGGACGAAGCAGAACAGAGGGUCAUGAUGCAUAUGCUGCUCAGCAGGGACGUCAUGAUAUUGAUGCCGGAGACCACCGGGGAAUCGGUGGCCAUUUCCAUACCUAACAUUCUCUCCAAUGACCCUGCGAUGGAUGUGCCUUUCGCUCCCUCCAUGGACUGGAAAAUAUGCCCGAUAUGCAGCAAGGACAUGAAGGAGAAAGUGAAACAGCAUCUUACGAGAACCCACCACCGAGAAGACGAGCAAGCUGCAACGGAUGUCAAGACACCUGCCACCACUACAGAGAAGCUACGUGACAUCUUUGCCUUUGAAGAGGACUCAACAGAAUACACCAAGAAGUACAGAGCACGUUACACAUCUUAA